AAAUUUUGGUUUUUUCUUCGGCAAUUCCGAUUCUUAAGUUUUGAAAAUGAACCUUGGAGUGAAGAUGGUGCAGAAGAAGAUGGCUGUACUUUACCAUUAUCCUUGCCAUGACGGUGUUUUCGCCGCUUUAGCCGCUCAUCUCUACUUCUCAGCAAAUUCGAUCCCUUCACUGUUCUUCCCCAACACAGUCUACUCUCCAAUCACAAUCAGCCAACUUCCACUUCAAGAAAUCAGCCAUUGCUAUCUUCUUGAUUUCACUGGACCUCCUGGCUUCGUUCACCAGCUCUCUCCUGAAGUAGACAAUGUCGUGAUCCUCGAUCACCAUAAAACCGCUAUUGAGAGCUUAGGUGAUGUCUCUUCCACUUGCAAGAACGUUACUAGUGUUUUGGAUAUAGGGAGAAGUGGUGCCACCAUUGCGUUCGACUAUUUUACUCAGAAGCUGAUUGAAGAAUGCAGAGGAAGUUGCAAGGAGAUGAAUGAUUUCAAGAGAAUGAGACGUGUUUUCGAGUAUAUUGAAGACGCUGAUAUAUGGAAGUGGGAAUUACCAGAGAGCAAAGCAUUCAACAGUGGAAUCUUGGACUUGAAGAUCGAGUACGACUUCAAUCUGAACCAAUCGUUGUUUCAGCAGCUACUCUCAUUGGACCAUGAAACUGUGAUCAACAGAGGGAAACAGAGUUUGUCUAAGAAACAUAAACUGAUUCACGAGGCGUUGGAACAGUCGUAUGAGAUUGUUCUUGGAGGUGACGAAGGGUUUGGACGGUGUUUAGCUGUAAAUGCAGAUGAGAUUGCAGAGCUCAGAAGCGAAUUAGGGAAUCAACUGGCAGAGAAGAGUAAAAAUCUGAAAUUUCGAGGUAUUGGAGCUGUUGUUUACAGAGUUCCUGAGCUUGAGGAUGAGAACAAACUGAAAAUUAGUUUGAGGAGUGUUGCAGAAGAAGACACAACACCGGUUUCUCAGAGAUUUGGAGGUGGUGGUCAUAAGAACGCAAGCUCCUUCUUGUUAAGCUCCAUUGAGUUCGAGCAAUGGAAGGUGAAUAGAAACUCUUUCAAUACAUUAAGCUAGAGAUGUUGUAUGGAUUAACCAUUUAGCUUUUUAUGGAAUGCUUAUUUAAACCAGUGUGGUUUACGGUAUUGCCAAUUUGGUAACAGGAACCAUGUAAACUCAGAUUGACUUUGAAUCGGUUUAUAUGAUUUUUGUUUAAGUUUUGAUUCCAA
Molecule: messenger RNA, 1212 nt
Organism: Capsella rubella
Lineage: Eukaryota; Viridiplantae; Streptophyta; Magnoliopsida; Brassicales; Brassicaceae
Exons: 2
Coding region: 47-1060 (337 amino acids)
Source: RefSeq, a predicted model, not a curated record